Eucalyptus grandis is the source of this 1440-nucleotide messenger RNA. RefSeq names its product UDP-glycosyltransferase 72E1. The record is from RefSeq and is a predicted model, not a curated record. Lineage: Eukaryota; Viridiplantae; Streptophyta; Magnoliopsida; Myrtales; Myrtaceae. Gene Ontology annotation, molecular function: UDP-glycosyltransferase activity. Bases 1 to 1440 code for a protein of 479 amino acids. The transcript has a single exon.
AUGCAAACCCUAAAGCCUCAUGCAGCUCUCCUCGCCAGCCCCGGCAUAGGCCACCUCAUCCCCGUCGUGGAGCUCGGGAAGCGCCUCGCUGCCCACCACGGCCUCAACGUCACUGUCUUCGUGGUGGCAUCCGACUCGUCGAUCAAGGAAUCGCCCAUUUUCAGUUCGGCAUCGGCUCUGAACCGCCUGGAGCUCGUCUUACUCCCCCCGGUGGACGUCUCUGGGCUCAUCAACUCAACCACCUCGGCCGUGACCCAGCUAGCGAGGAUAAUGCGUGCGGCCUUGCCUUCUUUGAGGGCCGCAAUCUCCGCCAUGAGGGCACGUCCGUCGGUUCUCAUAGUCGACAUCUUUGGCACUGAAGCUCUCGCUGUAGCUGAGGAGUACGACAUGCUCAAGUACGUGUUCGUUACUACGACGGCGCGGUUUCUCGCGGCCUUCAUUCACUUGCCCAACAUAGACAGGAAGACAGAACAGGAGCAUCGUAUUUUGAAAAAGCCUCUGCAAAUUCCGGGUCUUGAACCGGUGCGGUUCGAGGACACCUUGAACUUGUUCCUGGACAACAUCGAUCAGUGUCUCUACGCAGAGUAUACCCGCUUUGGGAGUUUAAUCCCGACGGCCGAUGGAAUCCUGGUCAACACGUGGCAAGAUCUGGAGCCUUCUGCAUUGCAUGCGCUGGGAGAUGAGAAGUUCUUGGGUCGGGUCGCUAGGGCGCCGGUUUACCCGGUCGGUCCAUUGGUUAGGGCUGUUGAACCGGAUUCGAAGAGUAGGGUGAUGAACUGGUUGAACAUGCAACCCGUCGAAUCGGUCAUUUACGUUUCUUUUGGGAGCGGUGGGACGCUAUCCACGGAGCAAACCGCCGAGCUAGCGUGGGGGCUCGAGCUGAGCCAGCAGAGAUUCCUUUGGGUGGCGCGCCCGCCCGUGGACGACGACGCGUCCGGGAAUUUCUCCAACGUGUCCAACAGCCAGGACGGGAUGCCGAAUUAUCUCCCCGACGGGUUCCACACCCGGACCCACGAUAGGGGGAUGGUGGCGCCCAUGUGGGCCCCACAGGCCGAGAUCCUGGCCCACAAGUCCGUGGGAGGGUUCGUGUCGCACUGUGGCUGGAACUCAACGUUAGAGAGUAUAGUGAACGGAGUGCCCAUGGUGGCGUGGCCGCUCUAUGCGGAGCAGAGAACGAAUGCCGCCAUGCUGGUGGAGCAGCUCGGCACAGCGGUCCGGUCGAGGAUGAGGCCGGCCCACGGGACGAUCAGAAGGGAAGAGAUAGCGGACAUGGUUAGAAGCAUCAUGAGCUUGGAAGGGAAUGGAAUGAGGACCAAGGCCAAGGAACUGCAGCGUGCUGCAGCGGAAGCCAUACGCAAGGGUGGUUCUUCUCACAAUUCACUGACCCAAGUGGCCAAGGAAUUUGAAAUUAAGCUGCACGGCCAGGCUCUUGGUGAUUAG